UUGGGUUAGUAGUCCUAAGAGCCGACAUAGCGAAUUCUCGUCCGGUCGCCCGCCAAGUGCUUCACGUGAUUUUGGCAUCGCGCAUCUCAACCGUUCCGUCAGUUGGUUGUGGGUCGUGGACGAGAUCGGUUCGGUUUUCUUCUGCUUACAAGGGGAGCGUAUGAUCUUAAAGAUUAGUUGGGAAGAUUUUCGGAAUCUAAGCCAAAUUAAUGGUUCUGAAAAACAUUGAUGUGACAUUAUUCGACGAAUAACAUAUAAAUUAUCGUUAUUAUCAGGGCAAAUUCUAAGUGCCAAGAACUUGUUGCAAUUAGUGCCCACAUUCUCGUCGUGCCGUUCAAGGCGAAUGUCAAUGCAGUUUCUACAGUGAGCUACGGCGAGUGGUGUUACGAAUCAGCUGUGCAAACCAAAUUAGGUUAAACAAUUAUAACUAGACUGUGUGCAGUGUUGUCGAGAGUUAAACUUAACCCCGUCGGGCAGAGACGCACGAGAGGUGGCGUUAGAGCUAGACGACGCCUCACCUAGCAGUGGUCAAGCGGCAACAAUUUGGAAUUCCGGUAGAGCAGAGCAGUAGAGUGAGCCUUCUAGGAGCGUGCACUAAGUAAAGCACGAUCAGCGUUCCGCGGACUUGAAGUUCAACCGUUGUUGUCCAAAAACGUAUUUCAAGAUAAAAAUCAAACAAAAUGACAGUGGACAAAGGACAUAGUAAUACGGCUUUCGUUGGGGAUGAACAAGUGACCAGCAAAAAGUCAGCCCCAGUGAAAACCAUCAGUGCCAACAACUAUGUGCUGGAAAUUCAGGACAAAAAGCCCGGCCUUGAAACGGACUACAAUCCUUACGAGCACCGACACGUGGAGCAUCCCACCACGAGCAAUGAAACGUUGAUCCACCUGCUGAAAGGCUCUCUCGGUACCGGCAUCCUGGCAAUGCCUAAUGCUUUCCAUCAUGCCGGUUGGUUGGUGGGUGCCGUCGGUACCCUGCUGAUCGGCAUUCUGUGCACCUACUGUAUUCACCUGCUGAUCAAGGCCGAGUACGAACUCUGCCGGCGGAAACGAGUUCCUAGUCUCAACUAUCCUGCUGUGACCCAGACUGCCCUCCUGGAGGGACCCGAUGCCCUAAAACCCCUCUCCAAUGUGAUAAUACACAUAAUCAACGUCUUUCUGCUCGUCUACCAGCUGGGCACGUGCUGUGUGUACGUAGUGUUCGUCGCGUCCAACAUUAAGGCAAUCGCCGACUACUACACCGAGACUCCGACCGACGUGCGGUUGUUUAUGCUGAUCAUCCUGCUGCCAUUGAUCUUGAUCAACUGGGUUAGAAAUUUGAAAUUUUUGGCACCCUUCUCGACGCUGGCUAAUUUUAUCACCCUGGUAUCGUUCGGAAUCAUCCUGUACUACAUCUUCCGCGAACCGGUUACCUUCGAGGGAAAGGAAGCGUUCGGCAAGAUUAGCGAGUUCCCGCUAUUCUUUGGAACGGUGCUGUUCGCCCUGGAAGCUAUCGGUGUGAUCUUGCCUCUGGAAAAUGAGAUGAAGAAGCCCAAGCAGUUCGGAGGAAACUUCGGAGUGCUCAACAAAGCCAUGGUGCUUAUCGUGACGCUUUACAUCGGAAUGGGAUUCUUCGGAUAUUUGAACUACGGAGCAGACUCGAAGGGAUCGAUCACGCUGAAUCUACCCGAGCAAGAGAUUUUGGCACAAUGCGUAAAAGGGAUGCUUGCUUUCGCCAUCUACAUCACGCAUGGUUUGGCUUGUUACGUAGCCAUCGACAUCACCUGGAACGAUUACGCCAAGAAACGGUUCGGCGAUUCGCCACGAAGCGUGUUCUACGAGUACAUCGUCCGAACCGUCCUGGUUCUUAUCACAUUCCUAUUGGCCGUUGCCAUUCCCAACUUGGAGCUGUUCAUUUCGCUGUUCGGUGCUCUCUGCCUGUCGGCACUGGGAAUCGCUUUCCCUGCUCUGAUUCAAACUUGCACCUACUGGCACCAGAGGCAUGGAUGGGACAAAACCUGGAUGAUCGUAAAGAACGUCGUCAUCGGUGUGAUUGCCAUUGUGGGUUUGGUGGUUGGAACCACCACCAGCUUGAAGGAAAUUGUACACACUUUCUUCGAGGAAGAGUAAAACGCGCCGAGUAUCCACAGUUUCCAGUGAUGACGACAAAUAAGAAUAGAUAUCUGCAGUGAUUCGAAUGGUUCACGUUAGACGUGAACUUGUGAGUAUUAUUCAGCCUGACAUCGUUGAAUUGACGGCUGCAGUCUUUCAACGGUGUGGGAGUCAUUUUAUCGCUCAACGCAAGGAGUAUGCCUUCUUUCAAACACAUGAGCGAAGCAGAUUUUUUGAAACAUUCCUAAAACAGUUUAAAUCUGUUUGUAGAUAAAAUUCGAACUAGUAGGUAUCGUUCAGUAUAUGUAUAGUUUGUAGAACAUUUCGUUGAGCAACCCCACAGACAACCCACUGUACUGAUAAGUGAGUUAGUUCUCAUAAUGUUAGUUUGUAUUUGUUAAUUCUUAAGAUUGAACGAUGUAAAGUCAUGUGCCAACGCAAUUAAGUAUUGAUUAGAUCGUAUAACACGAAGAAAAGCAAAAAAUGCGGAACUUGUUAAGAUUUCUAAGUAUGACGAACAGAAAAGCCCUAUAAUUAUUAUAUACCUAUUUUAUGACAUAAAAUUAUGUAAAAUUGAAUAAAUUAUUUAAGCAAA
Aedes aegypti (yellow fever mosquito) is the source of this 2685-nucleotide messenger RNA. RefSeq names its product proton-coupled amino acid transporter-like protein CG1139. NCBI's taxonomy places the organism in Eukaryota, Metazoa, Arthropoda, Insecta, Diptera, Culicidae. Gene Ontology annotation, biological process: amino acid transmembrane transport. The transcript is spliced from 7 exons. Gene Ontology annotation, molecular function: amino acid transmembrane transporter activity. The coding region runs from base 681 to 2108 and encodes 475 amino acids. The record is from RefSeq and is a predicted model, not a curated record. Gene Ontology annotation, cellular component: vacuolar membrane.